This is a messenger RNA of Parus major (Great Tit), 3893 nucleotides long. Its product is annotated as transmembrane protein 45B-like. NCBI's taxonomy places the organism in Eukaryota, Metazoa, Chordata, Aves, Passeriformes, Paridae. Bases 3048 to 3893 code for a protein of 281 amino acids. The transcript has 6 exons. The record is from RefSeq and is a predicted model, not a curated record.
CUGUUCUGUGAUUCUAGGAUUUUUGAAUUUUGAUUUUUGUGGCAUUUUUGAUGGUGAUAAUGCUGGGUUUGAGUUUAUUUUGGGUUGGUACCUGUGAGGGGUUACUGGAGUCAGGGCUGCCCCAUCACACAUCAUGGAGCAAGGGAGGCAAUGCAGGGCACAGAUGGCACCCAUCCCUUUAGAAAGCACCUUACUCUCUUUACCAUCAUGUAGAGGAGAAGAAAAAUGCCUUUCGAGAUGGUGAAGUGCAUUUCCUCCAACAGAUAAUUUUUAAAGUCAGACCUCACUGUCUUAUUUGUCCACAAAUAAACAAAUGCAGGUUGCAAGAGAAGGAAUGUCAAAAUGCCUGUUCUGAGACCCUGUAAUAAGGCUUUGGUUAAUUUAUUUUAUUUCUCAGCUUUCUUCACUGGGAUGUAGCUUCUUGCUGCUUCCCUGUUGACAGGGCUCAGAGCAAAGAUGGGGAUGGAGAAUCCAAACCAGAGGCUUAUAAAACAGGAGACAAAUGGAAGCAGAAUAAGGAAGAGGAAGCAGAGCUGUAUAAGUUCUCCAUCACUAGUUUUUAUAUUUCUCUUCCUCAGUGUAUCUUUUUGGGUGGCUCCAUUGUGUCUAUUAAAUAGACUUCUAGUCCAGCAUCCUGAAUUUAAAGCUUUCAUUCUUAUUUGAACUUCCACAUUGAACUUUACUGUUUCAGAAGGAUUCAGCUUCUGUUCUCUGUCUGCAGCCACUCCUACAAUACCUGAUGGUGCUUCAGAUACUUCCUGGUAAUUGAGCCUAAUAGUUUCCAAUGAUGAAAAUAAUUUUUUAACCUAAGUCCGAAGCCCUUAAGGAUCCUUUAGAGGCAGAAAUGUUUUUGCAGCUGCAGCUGAGGUCACCAGUAUGAGGAAGAUGAUUGCUCAGUGUCACUGUUAACACUCCCUGGUGCAGACACAAACAGAAUGAAAAGAGAAGCUGACGAUAAUGGGAUGGAAUGGUUCAGAGUAGGGUUUUAGCCUGGCAUUAAUGCAUUAGGGAUCCAGCUCCUGCGGGAGCUAAUGGAAGUGCUGCUAUGAUUAUUAGUGUCUCUGCAGACAAGUAAGACAACUCUGGUAAUGAGUGAGGCAGCACAGGGUACAGGAGAGUUUAUCACUGUCUGAUGCCUCUCCUGAUACCUUUUGUGUGUCUCCUGCCAUCUCUCUGUCCUCAGAGACAGAUUUAUCUCACCCCUGUGUCUGGACCACUGCCAUCCACAUCAGGUGCCGGAUUUGGACUGUGGGGUUAUGUUGUAUUCAGGGAGACACACCAAGGAUAUGCAGAAUAGGGAAGGGGCUUACUGAGGAUGUUUUUUUGAGUGCAGCACCUCAGUUGCUGUCAGUCUGUAGGUCUGGGUUUGAUGUGCUCCUGCAGCUGCAGAUUAAACCAAAGAGCCCUUCUGGAAGGCUGGAAAUAGCUUCAUUAUUUCAGAUAAACAUUUCAGUGGCAUUCCUCACCUAUGCCUGAGCUCAGCCUGGGUGCUUUUUCUGCAAGUCAAUUUCUCCUCUUUGAGUCAGCCUUUCCCUGGGGACCAUCCCUGUCACCCACAGAUGCUUCGAGAGCCAAGCACAGGUCCUACGGUGAGCAAGCCAGCUCUAGUGUGUCUGAACUGCCUGAUUGACAUGGGCUGAAGGGCAAAGUUAAUUGUAGGGGUGAUGGCUGUCAGCUCUUCCCACUGGUGAACUUUAUACUCUAAUUUUCUAACUGGGGAAAAUGGAAGUGAUGCCCUGACUGAGACACUAUCAAUGGACUUAAACCACAAAAAUCCCUCAGUAAAACCAAAUGAGACAUUUGGAAUAGUAAAAUGGCCCUGGUUUUGGCUAAAAAGAGAGUUUAUGUCUGCUAGGGUAGAGUGAGAAGGAGGUGAAAGCCUAAUUGGCUUCUCAGGCUCCUUACCAUCCUCCAGAUGCCUCCCCAGGUGGUUGGUGCAUUAGCUAUAAACCAAGAAAAAAACAGCUCCUCUGGGAGGUGAUAAGAGCAGAUGAACCAGUAAAUCAUUAAGCAGACGCAGCGUAGGGCACUAUAAUAAACAGGGGGCAAAGAACAGGAAUGACAAGCCAGCAGGGACAUGGGGGUGUUGCCAAACAUGGCUGGGUGAUGAGGGAAGGGACAAAGUCAUGUUUGGCAGGGAUGCCCUGGGAUGGUGGCUGUGGCCACCAACAGCAGCACCCACUGGACCUUCAGCUUGGUUUUCUCCCUGCUGAUUGUAAGCUUGUCUCAGUUCCUUUGGAGCUACAGGGAUAAACAAGAGCUGUUUGCCUCAGGGCACAAACAUAACUGUAGUUGGUUUUUUCCUCUGUGCUUACCCACUGCAUGUUUUUAGAGGAGGAAGAGAGCAGGAGAAAUAGUUUUGCUGGUCACAUGUACCAGCUGAGCCAUGUGCUCCCUGCUAUCAGGCAUGAUAUAAUAAACAGGGGCAAGAGAGACCAGCAAUCCCAAGAGUCCCCAUCACCCCCUGAGCUCAGCCCAGAUCACAUAAGCACUGUAAGGUGGCUGUGCAUAUCCCAUUUAGCUGAUCUUUUAAUUGUGAUUGAUCAGUGUAUCCUUCAGGUCAUCCCAAUUUGACUGCAUCAAUCUCAGGUGGAAAACCAUCAGGCCCCACUUUAUAUCAGCCCUUAAUAUGUAACUGCAGGAGCUACAUCAGUCAUAUAUUUGACUGUAUGUUGCUGUGGUCAUGUUAUAAUUAUAGUAUUAAUAGAACAUGAUAUGGCUGUAAUCCUUCUUGUUGUGGUACUCUGGGAUGGGUUUGGUUCUGCUUCCAGUUAUUACCUUGAUAUUUUAUCUUUCUUCCUUGUACCUAAUCUAGAUUUCCCCUCUUUCAGUUUAAAGCCAUUAACCUCAUUUCAUGUAUAUGAUGAGAUUCUCUACUCACCCAGAAAAUAUAGAUUUUUCAGCCCUCUCCAUGGCUUGGGAAUGCUGCUCCCUUAAUCACAGGGAAACAGGUGGAUGCUCCCAUUCCCCAACUGCCCCUUUCAAAGGACUGCAGAGAUGAUUGUAUUAACCCACUGGAGUGUGCCAGCCCUGCUGAGGUUGACAGGAUGGCGAAUUUUAAGGGUCAUGCACUUCCAGGCAGCUUCUUCCUGCUCUUUGGGCUCUGGUGGUCUGUGAAAUACCCACUGCAGUAUCUCAGCCAGAAAGUAAAUAAGAAAUCCCACAGGACUUAUUGUUUCCAGCGUGUGGAUGCCAUUGAAGGGGGAAUCAAAAUCCUCUUUUCUCUAAUAGGGAUGCUGGCGGAGCAGUUCGUCCCCGAUGGUCCCCACUUGUACCUGUACAGCGGGGAGAAGCGUGACUGGGUGAAGCUGAUGAACUGGCAGCACACCACCAUGUACCUCUUCUACGGCCUCUCCGGGGUGGUAGACGUCCUCACCUACAUCUCUGAGGUGGUGCCGCGGGGUCUGGAUCGCCUUAUGUUGGCCGUGGCCGUGUUCGUUGAAGGUUGUCUCUUCUAUUACCAUGUCCUUAACCGCCCCAUGUUGGAUCAGCACAUCCACUCCCUACUGCUCAUCACCAUCUUCAUUGGGGCUGGCAGCAUCCUGCUGGAGGUUUUCCUGCGUGACAACAUUGUCCUGGAGAUGUUCCGAGCCAGCAUCACCAUCGUCCAGGGAACCUGGUUCUGGCAGAUCGGUGUUGUGCUGUUCCAGCCAUGGGGAGGUCCAGUGUGGGAUGAGAAUGACCACAGCAACAUCAUGUUUCUCACAAUGUGCUUCUUCUGGCACUGGGCAGCUGCUGUGGCCAUCCUGGCUGUGAAUUACACCCUCACUUACUGCUGUCUCCAGAGGUUCCGCAGGGGCACUGGAGAGCCCUACAUCAGCCUGGGGGUCCGGCAGCAGAAGUGUGACAGCAGCUCCCAAGCUGCCUUCUUGAAUGGCUCUGAUGAAGACUGA